This is a messenger RNA of Brassica napus (rape), 2231 nucleotides long. RefSeq names its product receptor-like kinase LIP1. The transcript is spliced from 5 exons. NCBI's taxonomy places the organism in Eukaryota, Viridiplantae, Streptophyta, Magnoliopsida, Brassicales, Brassicaceae. Gene Ontology annotation, molecular function: protein kinase activity; ATP binding. Gene Ontology annotation, biological process: protein phosphorylation. The coding region runs from base 254 to 2038 and encodes 594 amino acids. The record is from RefSeq and is a predicted model, not a curated record.
GACAAAAAAAAAAACUUGUGUCCCCUGCUUCUCGCAUGGUUCAUCGGAUGCGUUCAUGUUAUUCUGAUUGGUUCUCUUAAUUCCUUUCUCUCUCUCUCUCUCUGUCUCAUCUACCUUCCUCUGUUUCGUUUCAUUACAAUCUCACAGAAAGUUAUUACACAUUAACGUGGGUCCUUCAACCUCUUGAAGGACCCCGCCAUCGUUAAUCCCCUCAACAACAAAAAAAGUUAGGCUUUUUCAGAUUCUGAUAAUCAUGAAUUGUUUUCCGUGUUUCAAUUCACAAAGGAACAGAAACCUUUCUUGUAAGAACGGGACUAACGAACACGAUGAUCACGACUUCAGACCACCUGUGGCGACGACGAAACAUAUAGAGGAAAGAGAAACAGAGCAAACGCCGCUUAAAACAUUCAAUUUCCGGGAACUAGCGAUGGCAACGAAGAACUUCCGACAAGAAUGUCUUAUAGGAGAAGGUGGGUUCGGUAGAGUUUACAAAGGAACCCUUCAAUCUACUGGCCAGGUGGUAGCUGUGAAGCAGCUAGACAAGCAUGGACUACAUGGUAACAAAGAGUUUCAAGCACAAGUCCUGUCAUUAGCUAAACUCCAACACCCGAAUCUCGUCAAGCUGAUAGGAUACUGCGCUGAUGGAGACCAAAGGCUUUUAGUCUAUGAAUAUUUCUCUAGUGUUUCCCUUCAAGACCACCUCUACGAGCAAAAGCCAAGCCACAAGCAUAUGGAUUGGAUAACCAGGAUGAAGAUUGCGUUCGGUGCAGCGGAAGGACUGGAUUACUUACAUGAUAAAGUGAAUCCACCGGUGAUAUACCGUGAUCUGAAAGCUUCUAACGUCUUGUUAGACGACGAGUUUUACCCUAGGCUUUGUGAUUUUGGUUUGCAAAUUCUAUCCCCCGGGGCUGGUGACAGCUUGUUUCUUUCUUCAAGGGUUAUGGACACUUAUGGUUACUCAGCACCUGAGUACACUCGAGGAGACGAGGUCACUAUCAAAUCAGAUGUUUAUAGCUUUGGAGUUGUGUUGCUUGAACUUAUAACUGGUAGAAGAGCUAUUGACACUACUAAACCUAACGAUGAACAAAACCUAGUUGCUUGGGCACAACCGAUAUUUAGAGACCCAACUAGAUAUCCGGAUAUGGCGGAUCCUCUCUUGAGGAGGAAGUUCUCAGAGAGAGGGUUGAAUCAAGCAGUGGCGAUAACAUCAAUGUGUUUACAAGAUGAACCAAGUGCUCGUCCUUUGAUAAGCGAUGUAAUGGUUGCGCUUAGCUUCCUUUCCAUGUCUACUGAUGGUAUUCCAACCGCGGUUCCAGUUUCAUCGUUUAGGGACAAGAGUAUGUCUAUUGCUUUGAGCAGACACGGUUCUUGUUCUGUGGUUCCCUUUUCACUUCCUCGGAAAGAGGAAGAUGACGCAUCUAGUGUCUCAUCAUCAGACUCGGAAGAUGAAGAAGAACAAGAAGAAGAAUCAAGAAGUAUGAAGAAGCAAGAUGAGGAAACAAACGGAAAUGAUUCAGAAGACGAGUCUGAUUCAAACUCAGAGAAGGAUCAAGAAGAGGAACAAGAUUCUCCUCAGUUGGAGAAAGCUAGAAGCUCUAGCAGUUCAUCUGACUCUGGAAGCGAGAGGAGAAGGUCUAUUGAAGAAACUAAUGCAACUGCUCAGAGCUUGAAGAUAAAGUAUGGUUAUAGCUCUGAAGAGGAAGAUAACGAGAGGCUGAGCAGUAAAAGCAGCUUUAAAUCAAAUGGAGAGAGUUUGCUUUCUUUGCGGUUUGACAGCGAAAGAAAUCACAAUGAUUCGUCUAACAACACAAGCAUGCGAGUCAAUAGUCUUGCUCAUGAUGAUGAUGAUGAUGAUGAUGAUGAUAAUGAGGAGGAGGAGGAGGAGAAUCAUGAAACUCGGCUUGAGCAUAUUCAUAGCUCAAAAUCUGAAGUCCAAAGUAUUUAUUCAGACGAUAAUACAUGCGAGGGAAGUGGUGACUCGUCUUUGCGUCGCAUCGAACCAGAGGAAGAAGACCAUGAUUCUUCUGAUCGAGAGUGAAUAUUUUUUUCAAGAGUUUUCUCUCAGAACUUGUUGAUUAAAAAAAAGUCAUGAUUGACAUUUGUAACACGAAAAAAAUGUUUCGACUUCUCUUGUUUUAAAACAAACCAGUUGUUGUCGCAUGAAUCUAACAUACAUUUGUCUGCAACUCUUUUCGGAAAUAUGAAACUUAACACACACUUUUGUGUGUAUU